AUUUGCUAAUCUGAUCCAAAUUGAACGGCUGGGUAUCACUGUGACAAAGCCAUGGCGAGCACUUGCAUCGUUGGUUUAUUAACCCCCUCAUCCUCUACGUCUUUCGUUUCCAACAGAGCCGGAGCUGGUGGCGGCACAGUGAAACGGUUCGUUUCGUGUUCGUGUUCGUGCUCUUUUUUCCCUUCCUCCAACGAGUUCGGCUACCCGAGGAUCUCGUGCUCUUCGGCGUUGGAGCCUAUUGCCAGAGCUAGGGUUUCGGGAGUUUUGGGCGUUGUAAGCGAAGCCGAAACAGUGGUCGCGAAGGGAAGUAAUGGUAAUGUGGACUACGAGAACGACGACGUCUUGGUGCAGGAAUGGAAGAAGCGGACCAGACCGUGUGAGCUCUACGUGUGUAAUCUCCCCACGAGUUGCGGCAUUGUAGAGCUGCUUGAAAUGCUUAAGCCUUUUGGAACUGUACUGUCUGUCGAGAUUUCUCGGAAUGCUGAGACCGGUGUAAGUCGGGGAUGCGGUUUUGUGACAAUGAGUUCAGUAAAUGAAGCAAAACUUGCAAUUGCUGCGUUGGAUGGAUCUGAUAUCGGCGGCCGAGAAAUGCGGGUUAGAUUUUCGGUUGAUAUGAAUCCUAGGAGGAGGAAUCCUGAGGCAUUGAAUUCAGCGCCCAAGAAAGAGAUAGUAUAUGAAAGUCCUCACAAGUUAUAUGUGGGCAAUCUUCCCCGAGAUGUUAAACCUGAAUAUUUGAGGGAUCAUUUUAGCCAAUUUGGGACUUUGCUUAGCGCAAGAGUGUUGCAUGAUCAAAAAGCAGGAAAAAACCGUUGUUAUGGGUUUCUCUCCUUUUCUUCAGCUGCAGAACGUGAUGCAGCUAUAUCUUUAAAUGGAACAGAGUUCCUUGGUAGAACAAUAGUAGUUAGAGAAGGCGUGGAAAGGACCAAGCCCUAACUGAAGUUUUGCUUGCUGCAUACAUGCUAUAUUGAGGAUUCUUCUGAUAGAAAUCAGAUAGUUUGGAGCACCCUUUGUCGGUGAGAUUUUUAGGCAGGACAGGUAAGUUUCCAAAUGCGCACAAAAUUCAAAGUUUCGAUACUCUUUAAAGUUUUGUUGUAUGUCAUCUUCACAUUGGCGAUGCCAAUGGGUUAUUCUGGUGAUAGUGGUUGGUCUAUUUAAGUGAAUUUUAGCCCCCGAACUAGCUUGACUAGUGGUGUAUGGGAUAUCAUGUUGUCAGUUGAUGGUUUGGUUACUGGACUGCCACUGAUUCUGAGCUCAAUGCAUCCCUUUUUUUUUUCGGCAA
This is a messenger RNA of Corylus avellana, 1279 nucleotides long. Its product is annotated as RNA-binding (RRM/RBD/RNP motifs) family protein. Gene Ontology annotation, cellular component: chloroplast thylakoid membrane. Gene Ontology annotation, molecular function: mRNA binding. NCBI's taxonomy places the organism in Eukaryota, Viridiplantae, Streptophyta, Magnoliopsida, Fagales, Betulaceae. Gene Ontology annotation, biological process: chloroplast rRNA processing. The record is from RefSeq and is a predicted model, not a curated record.